AUGGAUCUUGACGACGAUGCCCCUCCGGAGUUGGUGGAGGUUAGUGGUGGGAUAAAGGAUUCAGAUGAGGGCCCCAAUGUGAAAGUGCCCAUCACCAUUGUCACAGGCUAUCUCGGUGCCGGAAAGACGACGUUACUCAAUUAUAUCCUUACGGCACAGCAUGGCAAGAAGAUUGCCGUCAUCAUGAACGAGUUUGGAGAUUCUGUCGACAUUGAAAAGUCUCUCACGGUCAGCCAAGGCGACAACAGGGUAGAAGAGUGGCUUGAGGUCGGGAACGGCUGCCUAUGCUGUUCUGUCAAAGAUACUGGCGUGAAUGCCAUCGAAAGCCUCAUGGAAAAGAAGGGGGCAUUUGACUACAUUCUGCUCGAAACAACUGGGCUAGCAGACCCUGGGAACAUUGCUCCUCUGUUCUGGGUCGACGACGGCCUUGGCAGUACAAUUUAUCUCGACGGAGUGGUUACUCUGGUGGAUGCGAAGAAUAUCCUCCAAAGCCUUGACGACCCAAAAGGCAAGAUCGAAGAUCAUAACGAGCAUGAUCAUCAUGGCCCAUUGAUGACGACGGCUCACGUACAGAUAUCGCACGCAGAUGUCAUUGUCCUCAACAAGGCCGACUUGGUUAGCGAGGAUCAUCUGAGGAUAGUCAGGGAACGGAUCGAGUCUAUCAAUGGAGCCGCAAGAAUUCAUGUGACGGAAAGGAGCGUCGUUCCCCAGCUUGAGGGGUUUCUCCUAGACCUUCAUGCAUAUGACCAGUUCAACGUUGCUGAGGCCAAAAGCAAAGGCCACAGCCAUUUGGAUCCUACAAUAUCCACUGUUGCCAUUCCGGUACCAGCGCUUCGCCCGGAGCAGCUGCAGGACGUCGAUCGAUGGCUCCGGACGGUGCUUUGGGACCACAAGCUACCAGAUACCGAGACUGCUGCUGAAUUCGAGAUCCACCGGUCAAAGGGCCGACUCGUAUUUGACAACGGUGACGUGAAGCUUCUGCAGGGCGUGAGGGAGAUAUUCGAGCUCAUUGAGGCUCCUGAUGGCGCAGACGUUUCAUCGACGGAGGGUAAAAUCAUUUUGAUUGGCAGAGGAGUGAAGGAUGUAGACUUUGAGUCGAAUCUUAGACGAUUGAUAACAUGA
Molecule: messenger RNA, 1122 nt
Organism: Trichoderma reesei QM6a
Lineage: Eukaryota; Fungi; Ascomycota; Sordariomycetes; Hypocreales; Hypocreaceae
Exons: 6
Coding region: 1-1122 (373 amino acids)
Cellular component (GO): cytoplasm
Source: RefSeq, a predicted model, not a curated record